CUGACCCGGCGGGAGCGGCACUUCAGCUGCGUGCGAGGACACGCCCGAACGGACGAUGGCACUGCGGGGGCUGAGGACAUGGGCGGGGCGGGAGCGCCUUGGCGACGGGGGUCUGUUGGGCCGGGCUUCCUUGGGGAAGAGUGUCUCUGUCGUGGGGAGUGUCCCUGAGGGAUCCCUGUGGUUCCCGUGGCUCCGCGCCGAGGCUCCUCCCGCGACUGCAGCGCAGACGGCGGUAGGGGAGGCGACCAUUGCUCCUCUGCGCGUGCGUGGCUCCGCGGCCAAUGGGCGGGCGGCGUCCUCGCGGUCCGGGCCAAUGGCGGCGCGCCUCAGUGCCGCGCGCCGUUGUUAAGGGCAGCGGCGGGCGGGGGCCCAUAGCAACGGCGGGGCCGCGAUGGAGGGAGCGGCGCGGCCUGGGGGUCCCGCCGGCCACAGCAUCUUUGAGGAUGAAAGCAUGAAACUACGACAGCUGAAACUACAGAAUCAGAGAGCUCUUCUAGAGAAGAAGCAGAGGAAGAAACGUCUUGAUCCAUUGAUGGUACAGCCAAAUCCUGAGGCAAAGCUGCGCAGGUCAAAGCCCAAAGGGUGUGAGGAGCAGACUCCUUUAGUAGAAACUCCUACCCCUGUCCACAGUGAUGUUGUUUUACAUGGCAUUGAUGGACCAGCUGCUUUCCUGAAAUCAGAAGUGCAAGAUUUGGGGACCAAGCUUCAAGCUCUCUCUGCUGGAUCUACUGAAACAGAAGAAAAUGCAGAUAAGGAAAAUGAUGGAGAGGCUCUAACAGACACAGCAGGCAAGCCAGAUCUGCAAGAAAUCUUACAGAAACGAGGAAUUUCAGACAGUCUGAAUUUUGAUGAGGAGGACACAGAAGAGGAAGAAGCUAGUAAAAAACCAGCAUCUCAUUCACCACACCCUGAAUCUGAGAGGCCUAGUUCUGCAUCCAGUGAGAAAUCUUUCACAGAAACAGGUGCUUCCUGUAGUCCCUCCCCUCAGGCAGAUGCACAGCUGGGAGAAGUAGAGAACUUGGAGGAUUUUGCAUUACGCCCCGCACCCCGUGGUAUUAGUGUCAAGUGUCGAAUCACUAGAGAUAAGAAGGGAAUGGACCGGGGCCUCUUCCCUACUUACUACAUGCAUCUGGAAAGGGAUGACAACAGAAAGACAUUCCUUCUUGCAGGGAGAAAAAGAAAGAAGAGCAAAACAUCGAAUUACCUCAUAUCAGUUGACCCAACUGAUUUAUCCCGGAAAGGGGAAAGUUUCAUUGGAAAACUCAGGUCAAACCUCAUGGGAACUAAAUUUACAGUGUAUGACCAUGGAGUUAACCCAAUCAAGGCACAAAGUCUAGUGGAAAAGGCUCAUACAAGACAGGAACUUGCAGCUAUUUGUUAUGAAACCAACAUCUUAGGAUUCAAGGGUCCCAGAAAAAUGUCUGUGAUCAUUCCAGGAAUGAAUAUGAAUCAUAAACGAAUUCCAAUCCGUCCACGAAAUGAACAUGAGGGUCUGCUGUCAAAAUGGCAAAACAAAAAUUUGGAGAACCUCAUUGAGUUGCACAACAAGGCUCCAGUCUGGAAUGAUGAUACUCAGUCCUAUGUUUUGAACUUCCAUGGGAGAGUCACUCAGGCCUCAGUGAAGAACUUUCAGAUUGUCCAUGACAAUGACCCUGACUACAUUGUGAUGCAGUUUGGUCGUGUGGCAGAAGAUGUGUUCACUCUGGACUAUAAUUAUCCCCUCUGUGCUCUUCAGGCCUUUGCUAUUGGACUCUCCAGCUUUGACAGUAAAUUGGUCUGUGAAUGAGACAACAGACUUGGAACAUGGAACUCACUCGCAUGCUUGCAUCUUGUAGGAGUUCCAGGUGUAGUAAUGAAGAGCACAUUGGAAGGGAAAUGGAGGACAGACUUCUACAGGCUUAUUAGAAAGCACAUUCCAGCCCUCAGAGCAUUGCGAGUGUUGGCAGUAGACCAUCUUGGGAGCAGUCUCUGUAUGUACUGUGGAAGAACAAGAAAUAUAGGUGAUGGUUUUGUCAUUGGUGUUGAUUCUGCUUUCAGAAUCUUUGUUUACAGAUGCUGCAUGACAGUGGGUUAAGCCUAUUAAUUGGAACUCCUUGCAUCUAGGAUAGAAAAAUAAUGGCUAAGUGUUCCUAUCCCUUGAAACUUCCUUAAAGCCUGGAAGAUGAUGCUACUCAUGAGUUUCUGAUCAGAUGAAUUCAGAAAAAACGAAACAGCUGGAAUAAGACAUUGGCUCUAAUAUAACACUUUUACUCUGUUAAGGCUGAUAAUCCAUUUCCCUUUCAGUAUUCUAAUUGCUCUCUAUCCCUUGACCUUUUUACCAAAUAAAGAACAAUCAAAUCUCAAA
Messenger RNA from Chiroxiphia lanceolata (lance-tailed manakin), 2344 nucleotides. RefSeq names its product TUB like protein 3 (gene TULP3). The record is from RefSeq and is a predicted model, not a curated record. The transcript has 11 exons. NCBI's taxonomy places the organism in Eukaryota, Metazoa, Chordata, Aves, Passeriformes, Pipridae. Bases 392 to 1786 code for a protein of 464 amino acids. Gene Ontology annotation, biological process: protein localization to cilium. Gene Ontology annotation, cellular component: cilium.